Messenger RNA from Ipomoea triloba (trilobed morning glory), 3022 nucleotides. Its product is annotated as telomere repeat-binding protein 2-like. NCBI's taxonomy places the organism in Eukaryota, Viridiplantae, Streptophyta, Magnoliopsida, Solanales, Convolvulaceae. The transcript has 10 exons. Bases 602 to 2707 code for a protein of 701 amino acids. The record is from RefSeq and is a predicted model, not a curated record.
UAAGUGUGUGGUCCACUGUUUGCCGUAGAACCGGUCUUUAGCAACCUUCUGUAGGCCGUCUCCGACCAUGAUUUACCGAUAGGUUCGGUCACUGCGGUCAAUUGUAUAAGAACUGGGGUUUAAGCUAUGGAUGGGUGGUUUUCCCAGGGUUUUUGACAUCUCACAGAUAAACAGAAAGAGAGACGGAGAGAACAACGAACCCAUGGUUGCGUACGACAAAAAUUUUUGGUUUUGAUGAAGGGGGAGGGGAGAAGCAAGCAUGGGGUGAAGAAUUUCUUGCGUGAUCGAUGAGAAUUCUGGGUUUUUUUUGGGUGUUUCUUAUAUUAGAUUUUCUGGGCUCGGGAAUUUCCGGCGAGUCUCCGAUCUUGAAUUACCGGCGGUGAAUUGUGUUAUAGUUUCGACUUUUUGGUAAAAGCAUGGGUUUUUGAGGUGGAACUCGGGUGAAUUUGGACGGAAAAUCUGUUUGAAGUGUUUCAUUUGCGUGGGCCUUUGGCUAAGCUGCUCGGUGAAUGUGUAAAACUAUGGGUAUUUUAGACUAUAACUUUAAUCCUCUUUCAGUGUUUCGAGUGUUUUGAAUUCAUUGUGGCAUGGUUGGUAAGAUAUGGUGUUGCAGAAGAGAUUGGAUUAUGGAUUUAAUGGCUAUCGGGUGCCUCCUAUGCCUCGAUCGACCAGAUCAGCUAGGAAGAGAGGCGUCAAUUGGAGAAAAGCCGAAGAUGGCCAGAUGUGUGCGUUUGACUUGUUAGCUACCGUUGCUGGAAAGUUACUACUGGAAGGAGAAAGCUCGUCGCAGAGUCUCGAGAAAGAUAGUGUUGAUAGGGAAAAGCAGAGUCUCGAGAAAGAUAGUGUUGAUAGGGAAAAGUGUAAUGAUGAUAGAAUAAUGCAAGAAAAACCGGGCAAUCGAGGUAGUUGCGAAAGGAAUUUCUUCCUGUCUGAGCUUGUCUCGCAGGCGCCUGUGUUUAGUAACUUCUCGUAUGAGCUUCCAAAUGCUCGGAACGAUAGUUUGUCGCCUAAGUCUGUAAUAACGACUUCUGAUAGCUCUGACAAGUUUGCUCCCGUGGAACAAUUGGUCAAUUCGGGAAGCAAGCUCGAGCCUGGAAACGGGUGUGUGUCGGGCUGCAAAGUCUUUUCUAGUUGUAAAUUAGGUACUGGAGUUGCGAAACCUAGAAAACAUGAGGUGUUAAAUAAUGGUAAGGUUUCGAGUGAUACUAAGGCUGGUAUGUGCAGUUCAAGCGCCGUUCUUUGGGAUAGAAAACCUUCGUCUACUUUUGUAUGUUCUGACAAUAGUGUAAAGUUAACUUUGUCGAAAGAUCACAUUCCUUGCGGAUCUUUUCCCGCGAGUCGGGGUAAUGUAAAAUUAGGUAAUAGAGAUGAUGACGAAAACUCUUCCGUGUGCACUCAACCUAGCACCGCAAAUAAGGCAUUUGAGCCAGCUCUGCCUCGUAUUGGCGAUCAAAGGAUCAGGAAAUCGUUGGCAUCUGAGUACUGUGAAGUUAAUCCGAAAUCGAACGAUGAGGAACGUCGAAAUGCCGAUGUUGAAACGAAGCCUGCUUUGGGCAAUAAGAAGAACAAUCUCAAAUGCGAAAGGUCUCUUCGAGAUUACCCCUUCAAGAAAAGGAAGCUCUAUGAUUGUAGUUCGGUGUCCAAUUCCAAUUCCGACAGAGCUAUAAGUAACGAGGGAAAUUGUAGCUCUCAUACAAAGGGCUACACAGAGGAUGCUUCUAAUUAUACUCCUCCAACAGCCCAAAAAACAGCGGGGACAUCAACCUCUGCUCCCGGUGGGUGUGCGUUCUUUAGGACCGGUGAUUCCCAGGUGAAGCUCAGAAUUAAGUCUUUUAGGGUUCCCGAGCUUUUUAUUGAGGUUCCAGAAACCUCAACCGUUGGUUCUUUGAAGAGGACAGUCAUGGAAGCAGUGACGGCAAUUCUUGGUGGCGGACUACAUGUUGGCGUCCUUUUUCAGGGUAAGAAGAUUAGAGAUGACAACAAAACGUUAUUGCAGACCGGAAUUUCUCGUGAGGAUAAACCCGAUACUCUGGGUUUUUCGCUCGAACCCAUUCCUCCUAAAGCUUCUUCCCCGCCUCCGUGUCCAGAAGAGCGUCCUUACCUACUUUCUUGCGAUACACCUCAACCAUUAAGAAGGUACUCGCCUUCUCGAAGUAUGGUUCAUAAUGUUGUGCAACAGGGACCCGCUGAGACCCUCCGGGAUUCUCCAGGAACGAAUUUGAUCAAUUUUAUUGAAAGUGAUCACGAUUCUGCUCCGUCCCCUCCUGACACCUCGUUAGAUAAAAGUGCAGCAGCAGAAGAUUCGAGAGCGUUGGUUCCAGUUCCUGCAGUGAAUAUGGAGCCCAACCAUGAUGUGGUUCUGGCGAGGAAACCGAAGCGAUCCGAGGCUGCACAACGCCGAAUUCGUCGACCUUUCUCUGUAUCCGAAGUAGAAGCGCUUGUUCAAGCUGUUGAGAAGCUUGGAACCGGCAGGUGGCGUGAUGUUAAGCUGAGGGCUUUUGACAACGCCAAACACAGGACCUAUGUUGAUUUGAAGGACAAAUGGAAAACGCUAGUGCACACAGCGAGAAUCUCCCCUCAGCAGAGGAGAGGCGAGCCGGUGCCCCAGGAGCUGUUGGACCGCGUCCUAAUUGCUCACGCCUACUGGUCCCAGCAGCAAGCGAAGCAGCAGAUGAAACAGCAGGCCGAGACGUGCCUUCUCCUCUGAGCUUCACACCGGGGUUUAGAGAUGGUUGUUCGACAAUUAUCUCUAUCGUUACUCUGUACUAUAACGUCUGUAAAUAAAAAGUUCGACGGGGAAGUUAAAACUAGUAAAAUGCAGUAUGUAGUUUCUCUCUUGCUGGGAAGGGGGUUUGUAAAUAAGUGGUUGCUGACAGGGAUUGUUUGUGGUGCCAGGAAAGUGUGCCUAAUAGAAGAAAGGCAAAGGAAAGUGUAGAGCAUAUAUUAUAUAUAUGAUUAUAUGUUGUAAGCUUUGAUUUAGCAGUUGAGAAACAUCAUCUGCUUAACUAAACCCCAUUCUAAU